This is a messenger RNA of Gambusia affinis (western mosquitofish), 5720 nucleotides long. RefSeq names its product valyl-tRNA synthetase 1 (gene vars1). The coding region runs from base 128 to 3952 and encodes 1274 amino acids. Lineage: Eukaryota; Metazoa; Chordata; Actinopteri; Cyprinodontiformes; Poeciliidae. The transcript has 28 exons. The record is from RefSeq and is a predicted model, not a curated record. Gene Ontology annotation, cellular component: cytosol; cytoplasm. Gene Ontology annotation, biological process: valyl-tRNA aminoacylation. Gene Ontology annotation, molecular function: ATP binding; valine-tRNA ligase activity; aminoacyl-tRNA deacylase activity.
CUCUCUGCUCCAUUCAAACAAAGGUAUGGACUGGUUUUCUUUCAGCGCUUUUUCUCACAGAAAGCGCUGCAGCUUUGCUUAAAGACAGCGAGUUUGAAGCUGCAGCAGUGCGGACAAAACCCAGAAGAUGGCCACCCUCUACGUGUCCCCUCACCCCGAUGACUUCAGGAGUCUGCUGGCUCUCAUCGCUGCUGAGUUUUGUCCAUCAUCUCGUCCUCGGAUCAUCUCGGAGGAUCCGCCAGCUUCCCUGAAUGCCCGCUCCAGACCCGCCCUGGCCCUAACCGCUGCCGGGGACGGGGACUCUGUCCUGAGCGGGGCCAGUGCUGUGGCAUGGUACCUGGCCUUUCAGGGAAAGAGGGCAGGAGUGGAUUCAAAGCAACAGAGCCAAGUGUGGCAGUGGCUCAGCUUUGCAGACAACGAGCUCACCCCCGUUUCCUGUGCCGUGGUCUUCCCUCUGAUGGGAGUGAUGGGCGUAGAUAAAAAGCUGCAGCAGAGUUCGCGGGCAGAACUCAUGCGGGUUCUAAAGGUUCUGGAUCAGGCCUUGGCACCAAGAACGUACCUGGUGGGAGAGAGCCUCACUCUGGCUGACAUGGCCGUUGCUACAGCUAUUCUUCUGCCAUUCAAAUAUGCGUUGGAGCCUUCAGACAGGAAGGCAGUGACCAACGUGACCAGAUGGUUCACAACCUGCAUCAACCAGCCUCAGUUCCUGAAGGUGCUGGGAGAGAUCGCUCUUUGUGAGAAAGUGGGACCAGUAACAGCAACACAGAAUGCUGCUGGAAAAGCUGAAAAUGUCGCUGUGGAGUCCAACAAUUCUUCUACUAAUGGUCCACCAAAGACGGAGGCGCAGCUGAAAAAAGAAGCAAAGAAGAGAGAAAAAUUGGAAAAGUUUCAACAGAAGAAGGAAAUGGAGGCAAAGAAAAAGACACAACCUGCAGCAGAGAAAAAGGCAAAACCUGAAAAGAAAGAGCUUGGAGUGAUUACAUACGACAUUCCUACAAACCCUGGAGAUAAAAAAGACGUCAUCAGUGCGCUUCCUGACUCGUACAGCCCUCAGUACGUGGAGGCUGCCUGGUAUCCAUGGUGGGAGAAGCAGGGCUUUUUCAAACCUGAGUUUGGUAGGAAGAGCAUCAGUGAGCCGAACCCUCGUGGCAUCUUCAUGAUGUGCAUCCCUCCUCCAAACGUGACCGGAUCUCUUCACCUGGGUCACGCUCUCACCAACGCCAUUCAGGAUUGUUUGACCAGAUGGCACAGAAUGCGGGGGGAAACCACACUGUGGAACCCGGGCUGUGACCACGCCGGCAUCGCAACGCAAGUGGUGGUGGAGAAGAAGCUGAUGAGAGAGAAAGGUCUGAGCCGCCACGAUCUGGGCAGGGAGAACUUCAUCCAGGAAGUUUGGAAAUGGAAGAAUGAGAAGGGAGACCGUAUUUACCACCAGCUGAAGAAGCUGGGCUCCUCUCUGGACUGGGACAGGGCGUGCUUCACCAUGGACCAGAAACUGUCCUACGCAGUGCAGGAGGCCUUCAUCCGCAUGCAUGACGAAGGAGUGAUUUACAGGAGCAAGAGGCUCGUCAACUGGUCCUGCACACUGAACUCAGCCAUCUCUGACAUAGAGGUGGAUAAAAAGGAGCUCGGUGGCAGAACUCUGCUCCCUGUGCCUGGCUACAGGGAGAAAGUAGAGUUUGGGGUCUUGGUGUCCUUCGCUUACAAGGUGGAUGGAUCAGAUGAGGAAGUGAUCGUGGCCACGACCCGUAUCGAGACGAUGUUGGGAGACACGGCGGUGGCCGUCCACCCGGCUGACCCCAGGUACCAGCAUCUGAAGGGAAAAGCCGUCCUGCAUCCCUUUUGCGAGCGCAAGAUGCCGAUAGUCUUUGACGACUUUGUGGACAUGAAUUUUGGAACAGGUGCUGUCAAAAUCACCCCCGCUCACGACCAUAACGACUACGAGGUCGGAGAGAGACACAAUCUGGCCUUCAUCAACAUCUUGGAUGAAAAUGGGCUGCUCAUUAACGUGCCUCCUCCCUUCCUGGGCAUGAAGCGAUUCGAGGCCAGAACAGCCGUUCUGCAGGCACUGAAGGACAGAGGCCAGUUUAAAGAGAUCAAAGACAACCCCAUGGUUGUGCCCGUCUGCAGCCGUUCAAAGGACAUCGUGGAGCCGCUGCUGAAGCCUCAGUGGUACGUCAACUGCAGAGAAAUGGGCAAACAGGCUGCAGACGUCGUGAGGGAAGGGAAGCUCAAGAUCAUCCCCGAUCACCACCUGAAGACGUGGUUCAACUGGAUGGACAACAUCAGAGACUGGUGUAUCUCCCGGCAGCUGUGGUGGGGUCACCGUAUUCCUGCCUAUUUCGUCACCGUAAAUGAUCCCGCUGUGAAACCCGGCGAGGACAUGGAUGGUCAUUACUGGGUGAGUGGCAGAUCAGAGGAGGAGGCCAAAGAAAAAGCAGCAAAACGCUUCAAUGUGUCUGUGGAUAAAAUUUCCCUCCGGCAGGACGAGGAUGUUCUGGACACUUGGUUCUCGUCUGGCAUUUUCCCCUUCUCUAUUUUUGGAUGGCCUAACGAGACCCAGGACCUGAACGUGUUCUACCCCGGCACCCUACUGGAGACGGGUCAUGACAUCCUGUUCUUCUGGGUCGCCCGCAUGGUGAUGAUGGGCCUGAAACUGACGGGCAAGUUGCCCUUUAAAGAGGUUUAUCUGCAUGCCGUGGUGCGGGACGCUCAUGGGAGGAAGAUGAGCAAAUCCCUCGGGAACGUCAUCGACCCGCUGGACGUCAUCACCGGGAUUUCCCUGGAGGGUCUUCAUGCCCAGCUGACGGACAGUAACUUGGAUCCUGUGGAGGUGGAGAAGGCGAAGCAAGGCCAGAAGUCAGACUAUCCAAACGGCAUCCCAGAGUGUGGGACAGAUGCUCUCCGGUUCGCAUUGUGCGCCUACACCAGCCAAGGGAGGGACAUCAACCUGGAUGUCAACCGUAUCCUGGGGUACCGUCACUUCUGCAACAAACUGUGGAACGCUGUGAAGUUUGCAAUGAAAACACUUGGAGACAACUUUGUUCCCUCAGAAAAAGCCCAGCUGUCUGGAGAGGAGAGCGUGGCAGACAGGUGGAUCCUGUCCAGACUGAGUGCGGCUGUGGCUCUGAGUGACGACGGCUUCAAGGCCUACGAUUUCCCAGCCAUCACCACCGCCGUCUACAACUUCUGGCUCUAUGAGCUCUGUGACGUCUACCUGGAAAGUGUGAAGCCGGUGUUCAUUAAAGCAGAUGAAGACAGCGCCACCCAGAGGCAAGCUGAAGUAUGCAGGCAGACCCUUUACACCUGUUUGGACGUGGGUUUGCGGCUUCUUUCCCCCUUGAUGCCGUUCGUCACUGAGGAACUCUACCAGAGGUUACCUCGACGGAAACCUCAGACUGAUCCACCCAGCAUCUGCGUCACGUCCUACCCAGACACCACAGAGUUUUGCUGGAACAGCGAAGAGGUCGACCGCGACAUGGAGUUCAUCAUGACGGUGGUCAAGACGAUCCGAUCUCUGAGGGCCGACUACAACCUGACAAAAACCAGAGCCGACUGCUACCUGCAGUGCAUUGAUGCUGCAACCGUGUCUCUGCUGCAGAAAUACAGCCUGCAGAUUCAGACCUUGUCUUACUCUCAGGCCGUCAUCCCUCUGACAGCCGACCAGCCGGUCCCAGAAGGCUGCGCUGUGGCUAUCGCUUCUGACAGAUGUACUGUCAACCUCAUGCUCAAGGGUCUCAUUGAUGUGGAGAAGGAAGUGACUAAACUGAUGACAAAGAAAGGUGACUUGGAGAAACAGAUGGAGAAACUGAGAGAGAAGAUGGCAAAGAAUGAUUACAAGGAGAAGGUGCCAGCGAAGGUGCAGGAGCAGGAUGCGGAGAAGCUACGCCAGAGUCAGACUGAGCUCCAGAAAGUGACAGAAGCCAUAGAAAAUUUCAAGAAAAUGAUGUAACUUUCCUCAUUGUGUGAAUCAGGAUUCAGGUUUUUUUUUCAUGUCAUUGUGUUGAUUUUUUUCCAAGCAGAUUCUAGUAUGAAAGGGACUAAAUAAAGCUCUUAAAACCACAAUGGGAUUUAACUAUAGGCUGGUUAUUAUAUAUAUAUAUAAUUCUUCGCUCUCCUCCCAGCACUAACAAGAAACAGUCAGGAGGGUCUUAUUGCUGUCAAUCAUGCUCAUACAAGUGCUGUUUGUCCCCUGCAUCCCCUUUUCUCUCUGCUGUGCUGCAGUAUCAUUAACCUCAAACUGCCCAAUUUGAUAUUUUGAAAGUAAAAUUGUUUGAUGGAAACACACCAGUUUAAAAAAAAAAAUAUUUUUUAAAAAAUAAAGUUUUGAUGCUAGGAUGAGGGUUUUUUUGUUUUGGACCAUAUCAUAAUUUGUAAAUUUUGCAAAACUGCAAUGGAGACGCUUCUUUUGCGUCACACUGGUCAUGUGAUUGACGACUGCAUGUUGGCGCUGGCGGAAAAGACAAAGAAGUCGACAGGAAGUGGUGGGAGGACAAUGUCACAGCAUGUUUUUAUCAACUUAUCAAGUGAUUUUAAUUGCAUUUAUUUAAUGGAAACAAAUAAUAUAUAUUUUUUUACUUUACUGAAAUAUAAAAGUUUUGCACGUUUGUAAUGGAGUCACAGCUAGUUUGUUCCAGACAGUAGAGCCUGUCACAAAUGCUAAAACUAGUUAACAUGGCGACCAACGAUGGCAAAUAAACAGCACAUUCAGAAGCAAAUACACAAGCAUGACCAACAGCGCUAAGACCUUAAGAUCUUUUCACAGAUCAUCUAAUAAACUGUCACAACAUAGUGACAGUUUUAACAAAUGUGAAAAACACUUUUUAUAAAAUUUACAUCUUGCUAAAAUAUUACUUGUCCUUCAGGUGUACUAAAAUAAAUUUGAAAGUAAAGUUUUGUCUAGAAACUGGACAAAAAAAUUCUAAAUCAAUGUUUGUGCUUUGGCAGUGAAGGAGAGGAAAGGGUAAGGACAGACUCAGAAUGGGACAAAAGGACAUGAAAGGAAAAACAUGAAGAUGUCAAUUAUAAUCUGGAGAAGAAAUAUUUUCCUUCAUGCCCAGAAACCUUAAAAACGUUGAAAUGAAAUGAGUUUUCUUCCAGGCUAAGUGGGAACCCUGCAGUUAAGCACUGGUGAUGUGCUGGAUGCACACAGAAAAGAAAGAAAGAAAAAAAAAAAUCCAUCAUCUCAAAAUUUUAUUCAGUAUAUUUAAUGAAACACUUAAGAGCAUCAUUUUAGGCUCCAGAUUAAUUUAUACAGACAGUUCCCACAAAAGAAAAAAAAAAAACAAGAAACCCUGGAAAGCUUAAAUACUCUGGCUGCGUUUCCACAGAUGGAAAUCCUCUAAAACGACAUUAAGAUUAGUUUUUAUUCUUUGAAUAUGAGCAAUAGAUGUCUCAUUUACAUUUGCUUUACAAACCCAGCCAGGGAGGGAACAAUGGAAGGAGUGGCUUUAAAACGAACGAAGCAAUACAUGUACCAUAUUUCUGUUUUUUUUUUUCAAUGAGUGUAUGGAGGGAAAAUUAAACCAAAGAGAAAAAACUAAAGCAGUAGGAACACAGUUCACCACAGGCAAUCGAACUCUUGUUUUUCUUCGUCCCAUCACCCAUCCAUCCUGAUUCUUCUUUUUUUUUUUUUUUAAAGUCUCCAGGGCGAGUGAAACUCGGCGGCAGGAAGAGGGGUGCAAUGUGUUGAUUCAAAGUUUCGCAUGUACUUCCGAGCC